Messenger RNA from Pedinophyceae sp. YPF-701, 1413 nucleotides. The record is from the annotation of a GenBank genome assembly. Lineage: Eukaryota; Viridiplantae; Chlorophyta; Pedinophyceae.
AUGUUCCGGCCACGCACCCCCUCGAACGCCCCCAAGGGGAUGCUCUCGGCGAAGGCCGCCUCCGGGCUCUGGCGGCGGUCGUACUGGGCGCUUCUGCUGAUCGCCGUCGCGCUCGCAGCCUACCUGUUCUUCCCGCAGAGCUACUCCGCGGGCCGCUCCAAGGUCAAACCGCUGCCGUACGAUGACGCCGCGGCCGCGUCCGGCGAGUACAAGUACGCGGUCGUGUUCGACGCGGGCUCGACUGGCUCUCGCGUGCACACGUACAAGUUCAAGGCCGGUGCCGGCGCGGCGACGCUCGACCUGAUCAGCGACGACUACCACCACGUCAAGCCGGGUCUCAGCAGCUUCGCGGACAAGCCGAAGGACGCCACGACCUCCCUGGAGCCUCUCAUGAAGGCUGCUCUCGAGGCGGUGCCGGCGAGCCUGCACGCGCAGACCCCCGUGGAGCUGCGCGCGACCGCGGGCCUCCGGCUGCUGCCCGGCGGGAAGGCGGACGCCAUCCUGGACGCCGUCCGCGAGUACCUGCGGGCGCAGCCGUUCAAAUUCGAGGAUGAUAUGGUGUCGGUUCUGGACGGGAUGGACGAGGGGGCGUACGCGUGGGUGUCGCUGAAUUACCUCCUCGGGCGGCUCGGGAAGGGCCCGGAGGAGCUUGCGGCGUCGAUCGACAUGGGCGGGGGCUCGAUGCAGAUGGCCUACGCGGUGAGCGACGGCGACGCGGACAGCGCGCCGCCGGGGUACGUCUCGAAGCUGUCCGGCGGGGGCGUGACGUACAACGUGUACGUGCACUCGUACCUCGGGUACGGCCUCAUGGCGGGGCGCGCAGGCGUGCUUGCCGUGUCGGACAAGGCCGCGGGACACCCCUGCAUGCCGCACGGGCCGAUUCCGGAGUACGAGUACGCCGGGGAGACGUACGACGUCGCGCCGGCGACGGACGGCCCGAGCGCGGAGGCGUGCUCGAAGGCCGCGGUGCAGUCGCUCAAGGUCGGCGAGACGUGCGAGGCGCGGUCGACCAGCGAGUGCUCGUUCAACGGCGCGUGGGGCGGGCCGGGGCUCGGGCGGCGCGACGUGUACGCGGCGUCGUACUUGUUCGACCGCGCGAUCGACGUGGGCAUCGUCGGCGCCGACGCGACGCUCGCGAAGAUCACUCCCAGUAUGUACGAGGACAUGGCGGAGAAGGCGUGCCACGAGGACGACGCGGGGACGGUCAAGGGGCUCUUCCGGAACGUGCGCAAGGACAAGGACGCGCAGUUCCUGUGCUUGGACCUCGUGUUUUGCCAUUCGGUGCUGACGGGGGGGUUCGGGAUCCCGGGGGACCAGGAGGUGACGCUGGCGCGGCGGAUUAUGUACAACGGGGACGACGUGGAGGUGACGUGGACGCUCGGGGCCGCGAUCAACACGAUCGGGAAGGUCUGA